UCCCCGCCCGCACAUACCACAUUCCCAGAGAACAAGUUAAAUCCUUUACCAACCUCCUAAGCUACCUCCAUUACCAUGGCCGAUCCCCGUAUCAAGCAGCUGCGCAUCAAGACUGGAAUUCUCAAGCGCACUUAUAAGGAGAAGAUCAGUUAUGAAAAGGAAGCUGAGCAGAUCCAAGAGAAGAUCAGGAAGAUGCAAGAGGAAGGUCAAGAAGUUUACUACAUCAAAAAGCAAGACCAGCUGUUGCAGGAAACCCAAAACGUCAUUCCUGAUACCCAGAAACGCCUCAAUGCUGCAUACCAUGAUCUGAAAACCCUUGUGGAAACAGAGACUGAAUUGGAAGAAGCAGAAGAGUAUCUUGCAGCCAAGGCUGUCAUUGAAGAAAGUGCCUCUCAUAUUACAGCCUAAAUCAGUCCCCAUCAUCAUCUGCACAUGCAUGCUGCAUAUGAAUUUGGACUCUUUCUGUGCCCAGUGAAAUUUAUUGAAUUCUUUUUCAAAGUGAGAGAAAAGGAAAGAUUGAAUAAGAGAUUAAUAGCAGAAGUUGAUUGAAAAAUUGAUAGUUGAAAAAGUGAAAAUAAAUAUUGUGCAUUUAUUUUCAGAGCAAAAGCGUGUACUAAUGAAAUCCCUUUCCUAAACGUAGAUGUGAUAUAAUACAUUAAACUUGGGCCUGAUAUCAUAAGACUAAUUGCCUAUGUGAUGCUUCGUCGCCUUAAAACUGUGACUGUGUUAAUUUUUCACAUUCUUGGAUUACAGUUUGUUUAAAACCUUAAUCUGACUCUAAUGCUCAGUUAUUGAAUUUAACAAACAUUAUUACAAACUGUUUUUCUUUCAAAAAGUGCAUUGUGUUACUAAUCUUUUCUGAUUUUGGAAAUUAUCAGAGAGGCCCAUUUCUUGAUAUUUCUUUUUAAACUAUUACUUACAAAUAGGUGCAAGAGUGCAUAGAAGAAAAGAAAGAAAACUGUAUAAAGAAGAACUGCCUGAAUUUUAGCUUCUGUCUUGAUUUGACUUCUAAUUUAGUCCAAAGGGGGAUCAGUCUGUAGGUUUGGUUCAUAUUGUCUUUACAAUCCAUUCACUUUAAAUUCUUAACACUUCUUUAGAUUUUGUCAUAACCUGCAUGACAUCACUAGCAUGGAUGCAAAUAGAUUUCCUCCACCAGUGGUCACAAAUGGGGCCCCAUCACCUGUAGAAAGGAAUAAUGGAAUGAAUAGAGUUCCUGCACCUGUAGGAUUCAACAGAGGUCCUCCACCAAUGGGCCAAGGGCCCCUGCCCAUGUAUUUUAACAGAGGGCCACCACCAAUGGAAAUGGCUGGACCACAACCAUAUAUAGGAUUUAACAGGGGGCCGCCCCCACCAUUCAGGGGACCUCCACCUUUUGGUUUGAAUAGAGAACCACCUCCUCUAGGGUUUAGCACUCCACCUCCACCAAGAGGAGCACCUCCUCCCCCAGGAACACAGAUGCCAUUAGGAUCCUCACCACAAUUAGGACAUAGUAAUGUUCAGUUUGACAACUUCAGCAACAUUCCACAAGCCCAUGACCAGCUGCCGGUACAUCUACAAUCAACUGAUGAUGGAAAUGGCAGUACACAGAGUAAUCUUCUGCCACCUCAUCUCCAUCAUAACCCACCAAAGAGAACAUUCCAAGGAGAACAUUUCACUGUAAAUGACUUCAUCCAGCCUCCACCAUCCUCCUCUGUGUAUCCACCUAUUCCUCAUUCAUACCAGGGUUGUACAAAUAUCUUGAGCCAGCAGUAUUACAAUAAAGGUCACAAUACAUCUUGGCAUGGUGGCCCAUCACCCAAUUCCAGUAACAGUGAAUCAUCUACUUAUCAAACCAUUAUUGAAGAAGAAACUGAUGGGUUAGAUGAAGACCAGAAGUGGAUAAACAACUUUGAGCAAAGAAUCUUGCAAAGAUGCCAGGUACAGCCUGCCAGGAAGAACCUGCCAACCAAUGCUGUUAAGCUCUCAGAUGUACAGGAGAUGAUCAAGAAAUUCAGGACUUUAACUCAAAGACUAGAGGAGCUUCGAGAUGAGAUGAAAGAGAACUCUGACAAAGCAGAUGAUCAUAUGUGGAAUAGUUUGGUUAUGGAAGCUGAGGAUAUUAAGGAAAAGUUGUUCAAAAUUGAGAGCCAUUUCCAAGACAAGGAAUUCAUCAGUUUAGUACAGCAUUUGAUAAGCCGCAGACGAAACAAAAGAAAAAAAAUCAAGAAACAGAAGGAGAGGAUGAAACGUGACAAAGAAGAGUUGAAACUGGCAUGGCAGAGAGAAGAGGAAAAGAUUGAUGUUUGGAGGGAAAAACUUGAGGAACAGGAAAAAGAAAAGAGAAGGGAAAAGGCUGUAGAAUUAGAAGCAGAUAGCAUAUUGGGAGAGGUCCGGCAGAAGCAGACAGAGGCCUCUCGCAUGCAGCAACUGUUAGAAUCCCUGACAGCCCUGCGACAGGCAAGGAUUAAUAAAGGUGCUUCUCAUGGUUAUAUGUCAACUCCAACAGAUGAUCUGCAUUUUUCUUCAACCAAAAAAGGCAUCAGUGAGGUGGUAGCAACCCAGGUUAAGGAAUACCAGCUUGAGGAACAAACACUUCGGGUUAUGAUGGGUGAAAGUGCAGCCCAGAAACCUUCUGACGGGAAUGAGGUAAAUGCUGCUGUUAGUAAAAGAGAAGCAUCAAUGAGAAAGCUGCUUUUUGGUGACUUUCCUCCAAUCAACCUAGAUAUAAUGAAGGAGUUUACUGCUGCAGAUGACAACUGGGAAAUACUUUUGCAAAGAAGGUUCGAAUGGGACCAGUACAGUACAGAGGUGAACACACCCCUUGCCUCGUCCAUUCCCAUUAAUUGGGUGAUUCCUCCAAUGCAUCCUUCAGAGGACUGGGCUCAGUAUCAGAACAAAGCUGCUUUGUGUUAGAGCUGUGACUUGUGGCUCAACCAAGACCAUAAGUUUUUUAAUUUUUUUUCAUGUUUGAUACAUUUCUUUGAACUAGUUAUCUUAUUUUGGAAAUUUAAGUUAGCUUACAUUCUUUGCACUUAUCUGAAGAUGACUUCCAUGUGAAACAUAGUGGCUCUCUUCAGAUAUAUACUCAAGGAAAGUGUGGUUAAUCUUGUGAAAUAAACUGACUGAUUCUCACA
This is a messenger RNA of Penaeus monodon (black tiger shrimp), 3113 nucleotides long. RefSeq names its product programmed cell death protein 7-like. The coding region runs from base 1129 to 2892 and encodes 587 amino acids. The record is from RefSeq and is a predicted model, not a curated record. The transcript is spliced from 10 exons. Lineage: Eukaryota; Metazoa; Arthropoda; Malacostraca; Decapoda; Penaeidae.